AUGGUUCCGCCGAAGAAGACCCCUACUAACCGUGGUAAGCACCCUGCAGUUAUGGUGCCCGAUAAUAAAACCUAUAAGCAUGAAGAUGACGCUCUCGAUCCGAAGACCCCGACCCCUAAUCCUCUAAGACUAGUUAAUACCGAUAAAGAUAACGAAGACGAUAACGGAGCUGAUAAAGUGGAGACUAAUAUAGAACGCGAUAAAGUAAUUACUUAUCGUGACCACAUAAUCCGUGAACGGGGUGACCUCGCAUUCCGUCUCAACUCGAAUGUGACUAGUUCCGGCGCACUAGUGAUAGAGGCCGUGGCUACCCGAAAGUCUAUAAAGAUGCCUAACGCUCUAAUGCUUAGCGAUAGUAAAGAAGUCCGUUUCGAAACCUAG
Penicillium robsamsonii is the source of this 381-nucleotide messenger RNA. RefSeq lists its product as uncharacterized. The coding region runs from base 1 to 381 and encodes 126 amino acids. The record is from RefSeq and is a predicted model, not a curated record. NCBI's taxonomy places the organism in Eukaryota, Fungi, Ascomycota, Eurotiomycetes, Eurotiales, Aspergillaceae. The transcript has 4 exons.